AUGGGCAAUAUUUGUUUGUCUCAAAAUUAGACAGUAAGUUAAAAAGGAAAACUGCUUCGCAUAUGUGGUUAUACUAAUUUAAAGUAGCCUAAUAAAUAAAUUUUACAUCCAUAGAUAUAGAACCUAGCAUAAAAUUUAGAUACAUUUGAAGAAGAUUUUUUUAAAAAUGAAUUUCUAUUUGAUAUUACAGACGAAAACAUAACAAACAAUUGUUCUAGCAAAAUUAAGUUAGAAAGGGUAGACUUGGUUGAUAUUUAACCAAAUAUAAUGCAAGAGCGCCCCUCCUUAAAUUUCUUAGGCGAAUAAUAAAUUCAAUACAAAAUCAAUCUAAACAGAAUUUAAGAUGAACCCCUAAAUUGUGCUUUUAUAAAAGAGAAAAGUAAGAAAGAUGAACGGUCAUUUAAAAAAAGUUAGAAGUCACAUAAUAAACCAGUAUAAAAAAAAAAUCAACCAAGAAGCAUUUUAAAACAAAAGAAACAAAACCACCCGUCUUGGAGCAACUUUUCAGACAAAAGUCGACAGCAUUCUGUUUCAUUCAACCUCUUACCAAGCAAAGUCAAUGACAUAAGACCUAGAUCAAUGACUCCUUUAAUUCUUACUUGUAACAGUGGAUAAGUAUAAAAUAUUCCUACAAAAUGCACUAUUUUUAUGUAAUAAUUUCCAUACCUAUGA
This is a messenger RNA of Paramecium tetraurelia, 672 nucleotides long. RefSeq lists its product as uncharacterized. NCBI's taxonomy places the organism in Eukaryota, Ciliophora, Oligohymenophorea, Peniculida, Parameciidae. The record is from RefSeq and is a predicted model, not a curated record. The transcript has a single exon.